CUGUCCUGGCCAGCAUGAGGCGGGGGGUGCUGCCUGUCUGUUUGUGUAGCCUUUAGCUUGGUCCCCCGAACCCCCACCAAGGUCCAUGUCACUAUCCCCAUGUUAUAGGUGAGAAAACAGAAUUACCCAAGGGACUGGGUUGGAAGGGCAGGUCUGAGGCCAACCGCACAGCUUGUAGGGAGAAGAACGACCUGCAAAGCCUGUGCAGGGGAGCUGCUCAGCCACAGCAGUGGUUGGGACCGAAGGAGGAUACGUGUCAGGCAGCGUGCUCUUGGACACCCCAAUGUCAGACCCAAAGAGCAGAGUCCACUGCCAGGUCCCCUCCGCCGGCUCCAGGCCUGCCGCUUCGCCCGGUCCCACAGGGACCGCAGCCAGCCCGCCCGCUCUCCAUCCUGCGGCUGGAGAUGACCAUGAGGGCUGCACACGUGUGCACCCAGGUGCAUACAGAUGUACAGGGGCCACGCACGGCAUAGGUGUCAUACGUGUGUGGUGUGCAGGUGCAGUGUGUCGAGUGUGUGUGUGGCACACGUAUAUGCAUGCCCCGAGCGUGCCACGCAGCUUGGUCCCUCCCCACAGGCGGCAGAGAUCAGAUCCCAGACCACCUCCUAUAAACAUCUGCCAGGGUUAAGACCACCCAGAGCUCCCACUCCCCUCCAGGGGCAUCGGUAGCCUCCCCCAGUUCCUCUGGGUGCCUACUGGGCACCCCCACACCUGAGCCCCGUGUCAGGUCCCCGGGGCACCCAGAGGCUAAGUAGGAUCUGCUGCUGGCACAUCUUUCGGGGCUCACCUGCACACACCUGGUGCUGACCCAGCUUCAGAGGCCCAUUUGGUUGUAGCCUUUCCUCCCUGCAUGCCCAACUGUGCCCUCUGUCCCCAGAGGGAGGCACCUGCUGGGUCAAGAGCCCAGGCAGGGUGUGGGCAGAACCAGCCUCAGGGUCCCUGAAGUUUCUAGGCAACAGCCCAGCCCUGUUCUCAGACAAGCUGGGAGGCCACAGCCCCCACCCUGGGGCCCUCCCCACCCCAGCCACAGGAUGGAGAGCAGGCGGGCUGGCUGGCCGCUGUCCUCCUGGCUGGUCUGCCCCCUGAGCCUGCAGGUGGAGCCACCCCUGCGGCCCACCCCUCACCCCUAACCCCCGGCUACUAACAGUCCUCCCCAGGGCUGGAAGAGGUGUUUCUGUACCUACUCCUCGGGGCACUGGCACCUCCCCCACGCAGCUAGAGACCCCAGGAUCCUCUGGCGGAGAAGUCCUGAGUGUCCCUCCUCCUUUCCAGGAAUGGGGUGGGUGCAAAGGGGCUUGGGCACAGGCAGGUAACAAGAUCAUGGUCAGUGGCUGCUCAGAGCCUGCCUGCCCAGGUCACUGUCAGCCAGAGAGCCUGUGGGUGGGUGACAUCAGGAUAAAAGAGUCCAAGGAGCACAAACCUACAGGGCCCAGGAAAGCAAGGGUGUCCCCAGGGGCCCCUGGGCUUGGCAGAUGAGGACAGGUGAGGAUUUUGCUAAGCAAAUCCUCUGCCCUCCCCUGCCCCAAGUCAUCAUAUCAGGGCCCCCACCCGGUUCUCUCAUUUGCCAUCCCUGCUGGAAGCUGCCACCUGCCAUGCCAGGCCUGACUCUCCCGGGCCUCGUGGCUCUCUCGGGCCUCGGAGCAGGCACCCCCAGCUGCUUAUCCCAGCAGCUCAGGAUGCAAGGGGACUAUGUGCUGGGCGGGCUCUUCCCCCUGGGCGCAGCCGAGGAUGCAGGUCUCGGCGACAGGACUCAACCCAGUGCCACCGUGUGCACCAGGUUCUCGUCCCUUGGCCUGCUCUGGGCGCUGGCCAUGAAGAUGGCUGUGGAGGAGAUCAACAACGGGUCUGCCCUGCUGCCGGGGCUGCACCUGGACUAUGACCCCUUUGGCACGUGUUCAGAGCCCGUGGUGGCCAUGAAGCCCAGCCUCAUGUUCAUGGCCAGAGCGGGCAGCUGCGAUGUUGCCGCCCACUGCAAUUACACGCAGUACCAGGCCCGUGUGCUGGCUGUCACCGGACCCCACUCAUCCGAGCUCGCCCUCGUCCCCGGCAUGUUCUUCAGCUUCUUCCUCAUGCUGCAGGUGCACCCCCCACCCACCCCCACUGGCCCUGCCUACAGGAGCCCUGCAUCAGGAGCUGCCUCCCGGUCACUGCAGGUCAGCUACGGUGCCAGCAUUGACCGGCUGAGCAACUAGGAGAUCUUCCCGUCCUUCUUCCGCACGGUGCCCAGGGACCGCGUGCAAGCAGUGGUGACGGUGGAGCUGCUGCAGGAGCUCGGCUGGAACUGGGCGGCCGCCGGCAGUGAUGAGUACGCGCAGGGCCUGAGCGUCUUCUCCAGCCUGGCCAACGCCAGGGGCAUCUGCAUUGCGCACGAGAGCCUGGUGCCGCUGCCGCACACGGGCAGCCUGCGGCUGGGCACCGUCCAGGACCUGCUGCACCAGGUGAACCAGAGCAGUGUGCAGGUGGUGGUGCUGUUCUCCUCUGCCCAUGCCGCCCGCACCCUCUUCAGCCACAGCAUCCACUGCAGGCUCUCGCCCAAGGUGUGGGUGGCCAGUGAGGCCUGGCUGACCUCGGACCUGGUCACGACACUGCCCGGCAUGGCUGAGGUGGGCACCGUGCUCGGCUUCCUACAGCAGGGCGCCCCGAUGCCCGAGUUCCCAUCCUACGUGUGGACCUGCCUGGCCCUGGCUGCCGACCCCACCUUCUGCGCCUCCCUGGACGCUGAGCAGCCUGGAGAGCACGUGGUGGGGCCACGCUGCCCCCAGUGUGACCACAUCACGCUGGAGAACAUAUCUGCGGGGCUGCUGCACCCCCAGACCUUCGCUGCCUACGCGGCCGUGGACGCCGUGGCCCAGGCCCUCCACAACACGCUGCUCUGUGCAGCCCUGGCAGCGCCCCCACUGGCUCCAACCCACCCCCAGCUCCUGGGGAACAUGUGCACUCGCGGCCUGGAGCUGCGGUUCGAUACCAGCGGGAACGUGAACAUGGACUAUGACCUGAACUGGGUGUGGCAGGACCCGACGCCCAAGCUGCACACUGCAGGAGCCUUCGAUGGCCGCCUGGAGCUGCCCUGGCACACGCCUGGGGACCAGGCACCCGUAUCCCAGUGCUCCCAGCAGGGCUGAGUGAAGGGCUUCCACUGCUGCUGUUACGACUGCGUGGACUGCAAGGCCGGCAGCUACCAGCGCAGCCCAGAUGACCUCCUCUGCACCCAGCGUGACCAGGACCAGUGGUCCCCAGACCAGAGCACACGCUGCUUCCCCCGCAGGCCCACGAUCCCGGCGUGGGGGGAGCCGGCCGUGCUGGUACUGCUUAUACUGCUGGGCCUGGUGCUGGGCCUGGCGCGGGCAGCCCUGGGGCUCUUCAUCUGGCACUGGGACAGCCCGCUGGUUCAGGCCUCAGGCGGGCCACGGGCCUGCUUUGGCCUGGCCUGCCUGGGCCUCAUCUGCCUCAGCAUCCUCCUGUUCCCCGGCCAGCCAGGCCCGGCCAGCUGCCUGUCCCAGCAGCCCCUGCUCCACCUUUCCCUCGCUGGCUGCCUGAGCACACUCUUCCUGCAGGCGGCCCAGAUAUUUGUGGGUUCGGAGCUGCCACCCAGCUGGGCAGAGCAGCCGCGUGGCUGCCUGCAGGGGCCCCGGGCCUGGCUGAGUGCUCUGCUGGCGGAAGCGGCACUGUGUACCUGGUACCUGGCGGUCUUCCCGCCGCAGGUGGUGACGGACUGGUGGGUGCUGCCCACAAGCGCUGGUGCAUGCUGCGUGCGCUCCUGGAUCAGCUUCGGCCUGGGGCAUGCCAAUGCCACGCUGGCCCUCCUCUGCUUCCUGGGCACUUUCUUGGUGCAGAGCUGGCCAGACCACUACAAUGGCGCCCGCGGCCUCACUUUUGCCAUGCUGGCCUACUCCGUCACCUGCAUCUCCUUUGUGCCCCUUGCCAAUGUGCACGUGCAGAUGGGCGCCAUCCUCCUCUGCGCCCUGGGCAUCCUGGCCACCUUCCACCUGCCCAAGUGCUACCUGCUGUUGCGGGGGCUGGAGCUCAACACCCCUGAGUUCUUCCUGGGAGAUGAUGCUAGAGGGCAGGGCAGCAGUGUACUGAGGGAAAGGAGACUCGGGGCAAAAACAAGUGACCCCUGACCCAGUGACCUCACCCAGUGAACCCAGACUUAGUUGAGAUUCCCCCAAACCAAGUUCCUAUGAAGCAACCCCCAGACUGUACCCCAGCUGCUGAGACCACCCCAGCUCUAGAUCCUGACUGCAGGCUGACUGCUGACCUUGACACCACAGUGAUCCUUGGGCUUGCAGCAUUCACGAAGGGCCUCACACCCACCUGGGGCCUGAGAGCAGCUCUAUAUCUGUCCUAGCCAAGCCUUGGCCAGGGCCAACCCAGGUGAUCCAGCCCCACUGUUCCAGAAAGAGGCCCAUAAAAAGGUUCCUUGGGGCUCCUGUAGCUCAUGCCGAGAGCUCAGGAAAGCCCCCAGUCCGAUCACUUGAAGUCCAAGCUGGGCAUUACUUGCCUGGCCAGGCCCAGCCUGGAGCCUCCAGCCAGCACCCCAUCCAAGCAUCACAGGGAAGGGAGGUUGGUGGGUGAUGGGAGCUGUUCUGACCCCUUUGCAGGGACAUGUGACUGAUCGUGGGCCCCAGAGUGGGACGGGAAUGAUGAACAGAGCAGAGGCCUACUUGCAGGGGGGAGGGGGGGAAUGGGGCGCACACCCAAGCUCCUCCUCUCUCCGUGGCCCGGCCCGAGCGGGUAAAAUGGGGUCAGGUGGCCACCAGCACCGUGGACAGAGUCCUGGGGGUCAGCACCAAGGCCAGCAUCCACAGCCAAGACCCCUGGAGCCAGGAGCUAGCACCACG
This is a messenger RNA of Mirounga angustirostris (Northern elephant seal), 4841 nucleotides long. It is a transcript of the gene TAS1R3, whose product is annotated as taste 1 receptor member 3. Gene Ontology annotation, biological process: sensory perception of umami taste; sensory perception of sweet taste; G protein-coupled receptor signaling pathway. The record is from RefSeq and is a predicted model, not a curated record. Gene Ontology annotation, cellular component: plasma membrane. Lineage: Eukaryota; Metazoa; Chordata; Mammalia; Carnivora; Phocidae. Gene Ontology annotation, molecular function: G protein-coupled receptor activity; sweet taste receptor activity.